Molecule: messenger RNA, 2113 nt
Organism: Aplysia californica (California sea hare)
Lineage: Eukaryota; Metazoa; Mollusca; Gastropoda; Aplysiida; Aplysiidae
Product: ER membrane protein complex subunit 6
Exons: 5
Coding region: 61-408 (115 amino acids)
Biological process (GO): protein folding in endoplasmic reticulum; autophagosome assembly
Cellular component (GO): EMC complex; membrane; endoplasmic reticulum
Source: RefSeq, a predicted model, not a curated record
CAGUUCUGAAACAGUAACUCUUCUUUCUUUCUCAGCGCCUUCACCGAAACGAACAACAAAAUGGCGACGAUCGCUGUAAGAACGAGGAAAAGCAGAAAAUCUGAUGGCAUUGCGUACAGCGAGUUGUCCUUGCGACAGAAUGCCUCCGUAUUGGACUACUGCCGAACAUCGAUGUCGGCGUUGUCUGGGGCUACAGCUGGAAUCAUGGGACUCACAGGGCUAUGGGGAUUUAUAUUCUACUUCAUAACUGCGGUCAUGCUGUCGGUUUUCUUGUUGCUGAAAGCUGGAUCAAAAUGGAAUUCCUACUUCAUGAGCAGAAGAAUCUUGUUAAGUAGUGGUUUGUUAGGAGGAUUAUUUACUUAUGUACUGUUCUGGACCUUUUUGUAUGGUAUGGUUCAUGUCUACUGAGAUCUGAAUGAGCGUCGUCACAAGAGUGAGGAAAGAGAAGCUGCCGUCAAUAUAUUAUUGGAGACACAAGCACCAAGUUUGGAUGAAAUGCUUACAGCUUUGUUGCCUUUACGACCAUGGGGAAAAACAGAGACAUCGCUGUGGAAAUGGGAAGGGAUACUGUUUGUGUCUUGAUGUUUUUCUUAUGUCUCUCUCAUAUUUUGAUGUUUCCAUAUUUAAAGAUUUUUGUCUCGUUUUUACUCCUUGGAUAACUUUUUAGAAAAUGGGAUGAGUGUCAGGUUAGGUUUAGUUUAUUCUUUUUUUUGGGGGGGGGGGGGGAUUGGAAUGGGGGUGGGUAGGGUGUAGAUUAAAAAUCAGGUCAUCAUGUUCAAAUUGGAUUGUGGAAGCUAUUCUUGGCUCACGUUAGCACAUUGACAAACUGCAAGUAGAAAUUUUUAAGGGGCAUGACGUUAUUACUUUGAAAUGAUGUUGUAAACUACAUGUACUCACUCCCAGGAAAGAGAUUCACUUUUGACCUAAGACACAUUUAUGUUUUUCAUAUUUUUCUUGCUUAUUAUUGUUUAAUUAAAGUACACACAUUUCGUUUUGAAUAACAUUUCAUUCUUGGGUUUGAAAGUUUUCUCGUUCUUUUGGGUUUUUUUUUCAAUAUUUUACUACAGAUUGUCUUAAAUUUUUAUUUGAAUGGAUAAAAUGGAAUAUGUUUUUUACAAGGAGGAAUUGAAGUCUUUUUAACUUUUUGGUUUGUUCAUUGUUGUCUUUAUAUGUUAAUUAAGGCACUGAUUGUCUAGUUCACAACUCUCUUUUGUCUUAGGUACUUCUCUGUACUUGCACAAUCAGUCCACUGCCAUUUGUUCAACUUAACUUGUCCAUUGAGGGUGGAUUAAGGACGUCAGUAGUAUGUCCUACUUUUUUCUUUUCUUUCCAUAAUUCUGUCAAUUUGUCUUGCUUUUUCCUGGCGCCCAUUGACCAGAAUUGUGUUGAUGUGCCUCUAUUAACUCCAACUCCAACUCCCAACGUACCAAUUGCUCACGUCUGUUCAUGGGCUUGCUUGCCUUGGUCUUGUAUCUUUCUGAGAUUUGUGAAUUGUAAUUCCUGACCACAGCUUCUUCUAGCAUCUUUCUCAGCAUCUUUGUUGUAGUCUUGACUACUUGGGUUUGGUUUUUUUUAAUGUGUUUUUCCCCCCAGAUCAGUUGGAACCCUCUCAGGGGGCUGAUACGGAUAGUGGUAGAUUGUGAGUGUAACGAGUGAAGAAGGAAAGAUAACUUUCUUGAAGAUUAUAGUUUUCAAUGCAUUAACACGUGGCUUUCUUACCUCAUGAUUCGGUCUCAUCAGUGGACAGUAAGAAUAGAACAAGCACCUUUCCUAUAUCUCUGCAAUAUUGAAAAGGGUGUUGUAAUCACACAGUGUCAUACCUUGAACUUGAAUUGAUUUUAUUAUUAUUAUGUAUUCAGAGGAAUUUUCUCAUAAGAAUUCAAGAUUAUCUCUUUUUUUAUCAUUCACAUGAAUUUUUUCCUGUUAUUUAUCAUUGCACAUGGUUGUUGAGAACGAUGCGUGUGUGUGUCUGUUACUUGCAAGUUGCACGAUGGAGUGAUUUGGAACGGAAUGACAAAGGAAGGUGCACAUGUUUGACUGUAUUUGAGAAGGCAUGCAUGUUCUUGAUGAUGAAGAAUUUAUUGUGCAAUAAAAGGAGAGUUCUGUAGCUGAA